Messenger RNA from Corylus avellana, 495 nucleotides. The record is from RefSeq and is a predicted model, not a curated record. Lineage: Eukaryota; Viridiplantae; Streptophyta; Magnoliopsida; Fagales; Betulaceae.
AUGAGUAUGAUUGGUGAGUUGACAUACUUUCUAGGCUUUCAAGUCCAGCAAUCCACAAAAGGUAUUUUUGUGUCCCAACCAAAGUACACCAAAGAUUUUGUGAAAAGAUUCGGUUUGGAUGGAAAAAGUCAUGCUCGCACACCCAUGAGCACGAGUGUUAAGCUAAGUGCAAACAUGCCUGGGAAAUCUAUUGAACAAUCUUUGUACAGAAGCAUGAUAGGUUGUCUUCUCUAUCUUACAGCUAGUCGGCCCGAUAUAUCUUUUAGUGUGGGUGUACGUGCUAGAUUUCAAGCUAAUCCCAAGGAAUCCCAUAUGACAGUUGUUAAACGGAUCCUCACAUAUGUAAAUGGCACUGUCAAUUUUGGCAUUUGUUUUUCUAACAAUACAAAUCUUGAGCUUGUAGGUUAUUCGGAUGCUAACUGGGCCGGAAAUGCGGAUGAUCGAAAGAGUACAUCUGGUGAUUGUUUUUAUGUGGGUACAAACUUGGUCACCUAG